AUGGCAGACUCAACUACAGAACCCCAAGCGCCAGUGGCUAUAUUCAAGAAGAGAGGCGCAAAAGGCAAAGCAAACAUUCGAAAGCGGCCUGCCACACCACCACCAGCCGACAGCGACGACAGCGACUACUCGUCGUCAGAGGACGAGUCUGGACAGCGCGUCAAGCGGCGCAAAAAGACCGCUACCGUCACAGCAUCUUCCAAAGACCUGACUACAGGGAAGAAGGAUUUCUCGGCUACGAUCUACUCGGCGGACCGUAGCGUACCUAUCACAAGUACGAACGACGCGACAAAGCACAGCGACUGGUACGAAGAAGACAAGAAUGAGCUCUCAGCAAAGAACCUUCUAGGCUCAACAAGAGGCCCUACGAAAGAUUCACAACCAGAUGGAACAUACAAGGGACUCGCGAACCAGACAUCAUUCAUUCAGAAGAAUCCUGAUGCGCCCCAACGAGCGAAAGGUCCCGUCAAGGCCGCCACAAAUAUUCGAACUAUCACUGUGAUGGACUUCAAGCCUGAUAUCUGCAAGGACUACAAAAAGACUGGCCACUGUGGAUUUGGUGACAGUUGUAUCUUCCUCCACGAUCGAACAGACGUCAAACAAGGCUGGCAGCUCGACAAGGAAUGGGAGGAAGUCACAAAGGGCAAGAAGAACCUGGGUGGAACCAUCAUUGGGAGCUCCAACCGUGAUAAGAAAGAGCAAGCUCCCGAGGAUGAGGCAGAGAUAGCAAUGCUGGAGAAGAUUCCGUUCGCAUGCAUCAUCUGCGAGGGGCCAUAUAAGGAGCCGAUCGUGACGAGGUGUGGACACUACUUUUGCGAGCCAUGUGCUCUGAAGCGAUACAGAAAGGACCCGACAUGUGCAUCAUGUGGAGCUGGUACAAAUGGAGUAUUCAACUCAGCCAAGAAGUUGAAGAAAUUACUAGAGAAGAAGAAGGAACGUGAAGAGAAAAAGAAGAAGGCAGAGGAGGAAGCGGCCGACGAGGAAUGA
Molecule: messenger RNA, 987 nt
Organism: Fusarium pseudograminearum CS3096
Lineage: Eukaryota; Fungi; Ascomycota; Sordariomycetes; Hypocreales; Nectriaceae
Exons: 1
Coding region: 1-987 (328 amino acids)
Biological process (GO): snoRNA splicing
Cellular component (GO): U2-type spliceosomal complex
Molecular function (GO): metal ion binding
Source: RefSeq, a predicted model, not a curated record